GGAUCGAGGCGGGGAGCGGAGCCGUAGCGGCGGGGCCGGAGCGGAUCGCGGCGCGAUGCAGAAAUACGAGAAGCUGGAGAAGAUCGGGGAAGGCACCUACGGGACCGUGUUCAAGGCCAAGAACCGGGAGACGCACGAGAUCGUGGCGCUGAAGCGGGUGCGGCUGGAUGAUGACGACGAGGGAGUGCCCAGCUCGGCGCUGCGGGAGAUCUGCCUGCUCAAGGAGCUCAAGCACAAGAACAUUGUCAGGCUCCACGACGUCUUGCACAGUGACAAGAAGCUCACCCUGGUCUUUGAGUUCUGCGAUCAGGACCUGAAGAAGUAUUUUGACAGCUGCAAUGGGGACCUGGACCCAGAGAUCGUCAAGUCGUUCAUGUACCAGCUGCUGAAGGGCCUCGCGUUCUGCCACAGCCGCAACGUCCUGCACCGAGACCUCAAACCCCAGAACCUGCUCAUAAACAGGAAUGGGGAGCUCAAACUGGCUGACUUUGGCCUGGCCCGGGCCUUUGGCAUCCCUGUGCGCUGUUACUCGGCAGAGGUCGUCACGCUGUGGUAUCGGCCCCCAGACGUGCUCUUCGGCGCCAAGCUCUACUCCACCUCCAUCGACAUGUGGUCAGCCGGCUGCAUCUUCGCAGAGCUGGCCAAUGCGGGGCGGCCCCUGUUCCCGGGGAAUGACGUGGAUGACCAGCUGAAAAGGAUCUUCCGGCUGCUGGGAACCCCCACGGAGGAGCAGUGGCCGGCCAUGGCCAAACUGCCCGACUACAAGCCAUACCCCAUGUACCCGGCCACCACCUCCCUGGUCAAUGUGGUGCCGAAGCUGAACGCGACCGGCCGGGACCUGCUGCAGAACCUGUUGAAGUGCAACCCGGUGCAGCGGAUAUCGGCAGAGGAAGCUCUCCAGCACCCCUACUUCACAGACUUCUGCCCCCCAUAAGGACUCCAGACACCCACCCAGCCCCACACUGAGUGGGGGGCAGCACCCAGCUCCCAGCACGCUCCCGGCAGUGGUGGGGAGGGGACAGCCCCCCAAGGCAGCUGGGGGGAUGUGAGGUGAGGAGCAAGGUGCCGGCACCCCAGAAAUGCAGCCCCCCAUUCCCCUUGCCCCGUAUUUAUUAGGUUUUUAACUCAACACCGCCCCGGCUGUGGGAUGCUGGAGUGGCCCGCCCAGCCCUAUGGUGUGGCUGGGGCUACCCCUGGGGCUGCCCCCAAGCGCAUGGAGUCCCCCCGGGGAUGCGGGACCAUGGUGAUGGUGGAGGGGCAGGACCCUCUGGGACCAGGCAUGGGGACCCCGGGGUGGGGGGGGGGGUGGGACCCCUCACCUCUUCUCUCUGUGCUCCCUCUGAGCCCCACCCCUGGCAUGGUGGGGGUCCCGGGUGCCAGCUCCCCUGGGAACCGUGGGGGACACCCCAUUUCUUUUCUACCGUGCUGCUGUACGUGGGUGAUUGUGCGUGUUUGUUACCUCCAUAAAGAGCUUCCCCCUUCCCAA
This is a messenger RNA of Neopsephotus bourkii (Bourke's parrot), 1486 nucleotides long. It is a transcript of the gene CDK5, whose product is annotated as cyclin dependent kinase 5. Gene Ontology annotation, molecular function: ATP binding; cyclin-dependent protein serine/threonine kinase activity. Gene Ontology annotation, cellular component: cytoplasm; nucleus. The record is from RefSeq and is a predicted model, not a curated record. The transcript is spliced from 12 exons. Bases 56 to 934 code for a protein of 292 amino acids. NCBI's taxonomy places the organism in Eukaryota, Metazoa, Chordata, Aves, Psittaciformes, Psittacidae. Gene Ontology annotation, biological process: neuron apoptotic process; protein phosphorylation; axonogenesis.